Messenger RNA from Puccinia graminis f. sp. tritici CRL 75-36-700-3, 2094 nucleotides. RefSeq lists its product as uncharacterized. Gene Ontology annotation, cellular component: nucleus. NCBI's taxonomy places the organism in Eukaryota, Fungi, Basidiomycota, Pucciniomycetes, Pucciniales, Pucciniaceae. The transcript has 16 exons. The record is from RefSeq and is a predicted model, not a curated record. Bases 85 to 2094 code for a protein of 669 amino acids.
CUCAUCAUUCGUUCUAGCAUAUGAAAAACCCAUUUUUCCAUUAGUACUGCAAACUACGGUUCUUGCGACUUGAUUUGGUGGAGAAUGUCUUACAAUCAAUCCCCCACCAAGACCAAUCAAUAUAUUGGUACUCCAGUUCCGCCACUUGGCCCCGUGAGUCCAAUAGCUCAAGGCUUGGCGAAGAGCCAGUCGAAUGAUAUGACGCCAAAGCUGUCGGGAAUAGUACCAGGCCAAAGUAGGAUUCCAAGGUAUCAAAAAACUGGCUGUCAGGACCCGCGAAUACGUACAGCCUCAAGCUCAUCAGGAGCCGGUUCAUACGAUUCAAGCAUAGCCCAAAGAAUCCCACGAAUCACAUGCAGCGAUUACCCGACGGCCUGCUCUCCAGUACCCUCAAUAAUAUCUCUUUCAUUAACCCUGAGUGAUUGUGAAAGCGAUAGUGAUGAUGGGUCCAACAUGGAGAAUGCUUCGAACCGGCCGGUCCCACCAACGCAACUCUCAUUGACUCAUGGACAGCCGACUGAACGCUUCGAAUUUCCCAAUCAGCCCUCAAGAAUUUUCAAUCCGUCAACUGACCGGAAGGAUCCGAGUGUCUUGGUGCCGCGUGUUACAAACCUGAACCAGAGUACUUCGACAGGUGUUACUGUCACGACGGAUACUCCGCUCGAAAAAAUGUAUGGGAAAGAAUUAACUUCUUACCCUCAGCAUACUAUCAUUGAAGAGGAAAUGAAAACGAGUCUGCUCUCGUUGCUGAGUAUCGAAUCUUUUACCUACAUGCUCUCGAAACCCGAGACUCGUAAUGUCUUUCGAGAUUGGUUAGUCGUUCAAGGAGGGGAAGAGAAGCUAGAUCGCUGGACUGAAGAGUCUCGAAUCAAUCAACUGCACGUAGAGGCUCAAGAAAGCGCCAAGAAGCUUUUGGACCAUUACCGCGAGUCCGAUGGGAAACGCGGUGUGCGAACCACCCUAAUUGACAGGCUCGACGGUGAAGCCAUCAUGGAAACCGUCAACCUAGCGCAUUCAUCACAGGUAUUGGUUGCUAGUCGCCAAUACCUGCUUGAGUCUUUGUACAAUGAUACCUUCAAGCAAUUCAUAACCAGCAAGCUCCUUGAGAUAACCAGAAUGAAAUUGCGCAGCGGCGUAGAUGAAGAAACUUGCCAAGGUCUAGGCGAUUCAUUUGUUGUGACCAACCCACGUCUUAGGGAUAACCCAGUGGUCAUGGUUUCACCCAGCUUUAGCGCAACAACAGGCCAUGACAGAAAUUCUAUUAUUGGUAUGAAUUGCCGCUUUCUACAAGGACCUGGGACCAGUCCGCAAUCAAUCCAACGUCUCCGCCAAGCUUUGAAGCAGGGACUCCCCUGCGUGGAGCUUCUUCUGAACUAUAAAGCUGACGGGACACCAUUUUACUGCCUCUUGAGUAUCAUUCCGUUGUUUGAUGAAAAAGGGUUCCUUAGCUAUUACAUAGGAGGGCAAAUUAACGUCACCGACGAGUUGCGCAACAAUCAAAUAAUGGCCCUGAUCUCACAAACCAACUCCUCUCCUGUCGAAAUAACAUCAUCAGAUUUCAAGCUUCCGGCGCGCACGCCAGCUAACCAUCCUAGAUUUAAAAAACUUGCUGCUAUCAACCCGAGACUUUUAAAUAAGCUAUCCAAUAACAAUGAUGUUCAUGCUAGCAAGGAGACCCUUAGUGCGAAACCAAAAACAUCUAUAAGCUUUCCUUUCAAUUGGUUUAGUUCAAAAGUCAAGCAGGAAAAAGAUAUUCAGGACAUCGAAUUUACCAAACCUGAUGAUAGAUGUGAAUUCAAUAGUUCUAGCUUGCACGAGAGUCUUUCAGCUUUUCAAUCCACUUAUUCACGGCUCAUAUUAUUUAACAAGUCCUCUCGCUCCAUCGUCUUCAUUACACCCGAAGCGCUGAAGUUUUUAGGUUUUCCAACUGAGACGAUCGACGAAACUUACUCCUCUGCACUCCUUCAUCACGAUUUUUUCGAUUUGGUGGAAAACUGCAAAACCACUCAAAAAGCCCACUGCUCCAAGAAGGCCUUGAAAAAUAUGAUUUCAAAGACCGAACUGGCAAUUGCGCCUCCUACGUUGCGGUUCUGA